UCUCAUUCCUCGCUCAAUACCUUCAAACCCUUGCCUUCAUUUGGGUUCCAACAUAUAUAGAUUUUUUUUCAUCCAUUUUUGGUUAAAAAAGCCGGAAAUCGGUGGUCGUUGGAUUCCGGCGAGCGCGUGGUUGUCACGUCCUUUUCAAUUUCAUGAUUUCAACACCAUCUGUUAACGAUAAAUUCCACCAGAGAAACGCCGGUCUGAAGCCACGCCGGUGCAAUUCAUGGCAUCCGCCGUCUUAGCUAGCCGGAAUGAAUCUAGCUGGGCUCAGUCUGGUGGUGCCGGUGGUGGAUUCAUGGGGAAAACCCCUUAUUCUCAUACGCAACUGAACCCUAACCCUAAGAAGAAGCAAAAGCAAUUCCAUCAAACAUCGAAUGGUCGUCACAUCGAUGAUUCGCCGGCCGUGACGCAAACAGCGUCCGAUGAUGCAUAUUCGUUCAAUCAACGGCCGAUUGAAUCAACAACCAACGUUGACGGACUCAAUCUCGGAGGAUAUAUGACCUACAACGUCGUCUCUUACAACAAAAGCGAGCUCCAUGAGCUACGGAGUCGGUUGGUGGCGGAGCUCGAACAGAUCCGAAAUCUUAAGGAUCGUAUCGAAUCCGGUCAAUUCAGCACCACCAACCCCAGAUCUCAAGGCAAAUCGAAGAAACUAUCUGGAAAUAAACGGCCCACCCCUUCCGGAUCCAGUAAAGAUCCGAAAAAGCUACCAAAUGGAGUUGAAAAUAGAAAUUCUGGUAAUCCUGGUGGUGGUGGUGGUGUUAAGGCCAUCGGAAUGGAAAGUAUGAUGAAGGAUUGUAGACAGAUUUUGGCAAAGCUGAUGAAGCAUAAAAGAGGGUGGAUUUUCAAUACCCCUGUUGAUGCUGAAGCCUUGGGUCUUCAUGAUUACCACCAGAUUAUUAAGCGACCCAUGGAUUUGGGGACGGUUAAAUCUAAUUUGGCUAAGAAUUUUUACCCUACCCCUUUUGAAUUUGCUGCUGAUAUAAGGCUUACUUUCAAUAAUGCCUUGUUGUAUAACCCUAAAACAGAUGAAGUUCAUGGCUUAGCUGAGCAGCUUCUUGGACGAUUUGAGGACAUGUUUAGGCCGCUUCAGGAUAAAUUGAAUAAGCUUGAUGGCGGCAGGAGGGAUUUUCAUCCUGUAGAAGAGUUGCAGGGGAGUUCUUGGAAUCACAUUCCUACUCCCGAGAGAGUGAAGAAACCCAAGGCUACUCCAGCCUCUCACAUUUCAAUGAAGCAAGAGCGGAUGCAAAAUCAUUCUAGUGCCUCAACACCCUCUUUGCCGGUGCCACCACCCAAUCAACCUGUCCGGAAGCAGUCCCCGUCGUCAACUCCUUCCCCAGUGAGGGCACCACCGGCAAAGCCUCAAUCAGCUGCUAAAGCUCCUCCUAUGGGAAAGCAACCUAAGCCGAGGGCGAAGGAUCCAAAUAAAAGAGAGAUGAAUAUGGAGGAAAAGCAUAAAUUAGGAGUUGGACUGCAAAGUUUGCCACAAGAAAAGAUGCCACAGUUGGUGCAGAUUAUAAGGAAGAGGAAUGAACAUUUAGCCCAAGAUGGUGACGAGAUUGAGCUCGACAUUGAGGCCCUUGACACUGAGACUCUAUGGGAGCUUGAUCGGUUUGUGACCAAUUGGAAGAAGAUGGUGAGCAAAACUAAGAGGCAGGCAUUGAUGAUGAACAAUUUGGGACCACCAUCCGCCAGUGCUGCAGCUUCUGCUGCAACUACAUCCGUUGCGGAAGCAGAUGGGCCUACUACAAGCGAGAAAAAUGACUCCUUCAAAAAGCCCAGAAAGGGCGAUGUUGGAGAUGAGGAUGUAGAGAUAGAGGAUGAUGAACCAGCUACCCAUUUUCCUCCCGUGGAAAUUGAGAAGGAUGAAGGUGGUGGUCGGGAUCAAGAUAAUGGCGGUGGUAGUAGUAGCUCUAGUAGUUCUAGCAGCUCCAGCAGUGGUUCCUCCUCUUCUAGUGAUUCUGAUUCAGGAAGUUCAUCUGGAAGUGACUCUGAUGCUGAUGAUGCACACUCUUGAGAUUUGUUGGUUCAAGCAGUGGCCUUUGAUCUCCUCCUAUGUUGGUGCUGAAUUUUCUUAUAUCGAGGUAUAGAGUUGGCGACUCGAAUUCUCUUGUUUUGCACAUUCCGGUGAACUGAGAAAUUUGGGAAAACCAGCUGUAAACACAUGGGCAAGCUCACUAGCUAGGAAGAAAAAAUUGGUAAUGCUUACAUCACUAGGCAAAUCAAAAAGCUCAGGAACAAGCAGGUAGGGAAGGGGAAGGGAAGUUGUAGUGUUGUUGAUGACACAAAAGAUGUUAUGGCGUUAGGGAUCACAAUUUUAGGAAUUUUAGACAUGGUCCCUCUGUUAAUGAGAGUGAGAUAUGUAGAUAGAUAGUUGAGGAGACACCUUUUGUACAGUUCGUUUACACUAAAUAUUUGAUUUUUCUUUAAAGAACA
Messenger RNA from Solanum dulcamara, 2439 nucleotides. RefSeq names its product transcription factor GTE7-like. The record is from RefSeq and is a predicted model, not a curated record. Gene Ontology annotation, molecular function: protein binding. The transcript is spliced from 3 exons. Bases 227 to 2020 code for a protein of 597 amino acids. Lineage: Eukaryota; Viridiplantae; Streptophyta; Magnoliopsida; Solanales; Solanaceae.